Ctenocephalides felis (cat flea) is the source of this 1818-nucleotide messenger RNA. RefSeq names its product zinc finger protein DZIP1L-like. Gene Ontology annotation, cellular component: cytoplasm; ciliary basal body. The transcript is spliced from 6 exons. The record is from RefSeq and is a predicted model, not a curated record. Gene Ontology annotation, biological process: cilium assembly. NCBI's taxonomy places the organism in Eukaryota, Metazoa, Arthropoda, Insecta, Siphonaptera, Pulicidae. The coding region runs from base 1 to 1818 and encodes 605 amino acids.
AUGUCUUGUCGAGUAUCGUACACAUGGCACCACGAUUUUCCCAAGUUGGCGAAAGAAGCUGGCUUCUGUUUUAACGAUCCUUCGCUACCGGGAAAAUUUGAUUGGGCAUCUAUAGGCAGUGUAGAUGUGGAUCGAAUUUAUAGAGAAAGAGAUUUUGCAAGUCUUGAAUAUUCGCUUCAAUAUAUUUUGGAUGGCCCCAUAGGAAGUCUCCUGGAAUCUCGAGCAUUAGACGCAGCAGUUAGUAAGCUCUUCCGAGUGUCUCAGUUAGCAAUUCAGUAUUUAUUGUUUUGCAAACAAUUUCUGGACAGAAGUGUUACUGUAAUGAGGGCAACCAUAAAAGAGCAACAGAAGGAAAUUACUAAUCUAAAGAAGAAUAUAAAAUCCAAAGAUGACCAAAUACAAAAAUUACGUCAAAAGAAAAUAGAGAAAGAUUUUGCUCUAGAAUCUGGAAGAAGUUUACCUAUAAUUCACUCCCAUGGUUUGGAUCCAUCUUGCCAUGUUUGUGGAAAAACAUUUCUAAACAUUGUCUACCUCCAGGCUCAUUUGCAGAGACGUCAUAAAGAUGAGCAACCAGAACGAGAUAGUGGUCCAGUUGUGCAUCAAAAUCAGUUAGAUAUCAAGUCCAUGCAAAACAUUACAACAAAUGGUCAAACAAAUGUUGCAUCAGGUGAAAUGCCACCAUUGGCCUCUUCUUCUGCAGUGGUUAUUCCUGAUUCUCAACUUAUAGAUAUUGUAAAAUUGCAACUCGAGAUUAAACAACUAAAGGAACGACUGGCUAAUGCAGAGAAAACUCUGAUUGCGAGUGAAGAAAUAGAUUUAUGUAAAAGAACAAGUGAUAGGAAAUUUCAAGACGCGAGUGUAAACACUGAUCAGCCAGUUGUAGACAAUAAUAUAUUAGGCGAAGAUAAAUACGAACUAGAAAUAAAAGAUCUUAAGGAGCAAUUUCUAAGAAGUAUAGAAAGUCUAAAAGACAGGACAUCGUGGAUGGAAAUUAAUAGAAAAAUAGAAGAUCAAGAAAACCUUUGGAAAAAUCGAUGUGAUGCUUUAGAAAAUAAAUUUGAUCAAGAUACCAAACAUCUUAUGCAAAUCUUGAGUGACAUAAAGCAAGCUAACUUACAAUCCGCAUCAAGUAUGAAAAAGGCUCACAAGAAAAAAUCCAAAACUGCAUCAAAAUCUUUACGCUCUAGGACUACAGAGGAUUUCAGUAUCGAUAAGGAAAAUAAAUCACAAGUCAACCCACUGCAGCCUUCUAUUAAAUUACUUGGUUCUGAUAAUAACGAGCAUAAAUCUUCUAAAAGAAAAUUACAAUCAAAAAUUCCAGAAAGGUUUACAUUAGCAUCAUUGAAUGAGAUGGGCUUUAAUAAAAACCACGAAAAGCCUGAUAAAAUAUCUCAAAUCUCUUCAAAAAAAGAUACGCGUACUCCUAAUAUUAAAGAAAAAGAAAAUAAUAAUUUAAAUAAAAUCGUAGUAGAAGCUGAUAUUCAUGACAGAGAUGAAAAUGAGGGAUUAGUAGAAGAAAUAACCAACAACCAAGAACAAUCCUUGCAUGAUGAAUUUCUGAAAACUAAGCCUUCUACUUCAAAUAUACAAUAUAGAUCGCUUUCAAGUUUGCGGGAAGCUCUGUUUGAAAAUCCAGAAGAGUUAAAAAUGUACAGAGAUUCUUUGAUUGGAGAUUUGGAACAAAGACUAUGGAAAUUAAAUGUUGAUCCAUCUUCUAAUGAAAUGUUAGAUGGGGAUUAUCAGAAAUGUAUGAAUAUUAUCGUUCAUGAAAGAAAGUUGAAGAGUAAAGUAAGUGACUAUAGUGUUAAAUCAUUUUAA